Molecule: messenger RNA, 5425 nt
Organism: Dicentrarchus labrax (European seabass)
Lineage: Eukaryota; Metazoa; Chordata; Actinopteri; Moronidae
Gene: igldcp
Product: galectin 17
Exons: 7
Coding region: 139-972 (277 amino acids)
Biological process (GO): cellular response to lipopolysaccharide; T cell costimulation; positive regulation of T cell proliferation
Cellular component (GO): external side of plasma membrane
Source: RefSeq, a predicted model, not a curated record
AAGUGUAUCCAGGAGCAGGUUUGAUAAGCUGCGUCUGCAGAGUAAACACACACACUCAUUCACACACACUCACACACACUCUAUGUGAGCGGAGGAGAGAGAAGAGGACUGAACUGGCUCUCCAAACAGAAAGACAUCAUGAAAACACAACACUGGUUCUUCGUUCAUCUACACUGUCUCCUGGUUGGCAGUUUAGUUGACUCCUCUUCCCUGUCCUCCUCCCUCCGUCCCCAGUCCGUCACCAGCAGGGUGGGCAACCAGGCGGUCCUUCCCUGCAGCUGGAAGACCCGUCUGGGUAAGGAGGCUCCGUCCACCUGCCACAUCCAGUGGGCGACCACGGAGGACACGGUGUUCGAGCUGCGGGGGGAGAGGAAGUGGCAGGCGGAGGCGUUCCAGGGCCGGAUGGAGGUUCCUCAGGAGAAGCUCGGGUCUGGGGAUUGCUCUCUGAUCAUCCACGACGUUCAGAUCGGAGACACGGGGAGAUACGAGAGCUUCAUGGUGGUGGACGGAGUGAGGGACAUGAAAACCAGGGUCUUCAUUCAGAGCGUCAAGCUGUCUGUGUUCGACCAUAAAACCCGUCAGUCCCGACGUCCAGGUGGGGAGCUGGUUCUGGAUCUGUACACCCUUCACUCUAUGAGAGUGGUCUUCCAGGGCAGGAACAGCUCGGAGUGGUCAGACGUGUGGAUGAGGGGCGACAAGGACACCGAGCGUCUGCAGAAAGACCUGGUUGAAGAGAAGCUGACGAUAAAGCAGCUGAAGAGCUCAGACGACGGGUUGUACAAAGUCCUGGAUGAGCACGGGCUCGCCGUCAGCACCGUGCAGCUCUACGUGGAAGAAGAGUCCACAGCUCUCAAAGUCGACCAGAUUCUGGAUAGACAAGCACUAACAGAUGACGCUGCCAGAAGCAGCUGUUCGGCUCUCCUCCUCUUGUCUGUUCUUGUCACGAGUUUCCAAAUUCUUCGUCUCGUCUGAGAAUCUUUCCUCCUCACAGAUAUCUGCUCACAGAUAUCGACCCUGCAAACUAUAACCACACAUAAUGGAGAUGUUCUCUGCUGUGUCGUCAUCGUGUAGCCUGAAUAACAUUUCAGAUAAGCCAGGAGAGCCGUGUGCCGGAUCACGUUGAGUUACAGAGCGUGAGGUCUGAUUGGAGGAAAUGUUUGGUCGAAAUGUCUUCAGCUUUAGAGUUAGGUGAGUUUGUACAAGUAGAGCAGGUUUCUGACACAAUAUCUAAUAUAUAAUAUAAACUCCAGCAGCACUUUUAGUAUAAAGAACAACUUUAUUUACCGUAUAUACACGGUGCAUAUUUCUCAGGGUGGGAAGCUGUCGUACCGCUGCGUGGUUGCAAGUCAUACAAAAUCUGACAAACUGGGAUGUCACUGCUUCCCGAUUGAUCAGCAUCUGAAAACAUCGGGAGGGACAUCGGACAUCUUGAUAGGUGAAGCAACAUCCAGCCGCUUCCUGGCGAACAUUCGUAGCGUUACAGGAUAUGACGGAAAAGUAUAUUUGCUGAAACUUUCACUUUAUCCUGACAGAAAUACAUGAGACAGACAAUCUGUUAAAAUAUCAGGAUCCUCUGGCUUGUACUUGCGCUCCUUGACGGCAUUUACAAGGGUCCACCGGGCCCGAACGCAAACAACCAAUCCGAGCUGAAAGAGCCAGAAAGAGGCUUUCUAUCUUUCUCUGCUCUGAUUGGUUGUUUUUGUUCGGGCCUAGUGGAUUCUUAUAGAUGCCGUUAGGAGCACCAGGAAGAGCCAGAGGGACCAGAUCCGUUCACAGAUUAUCUGUCUCAUGUUCUGUCAGGAUGAAGUGAAAGUUUCAGCAAAUAAAAGUAAAAGUUAUUUAUAUAAACGUAACCUGCUGCAGCUUUAACCAGAACGUUCCUACAGUCAGCCAUAUUGCAAAGUGAAGCAACAUAUUUGACGAGCUGUUAGCAUCCAGCCGCUUCCUGGCUAACAUUACCGUUCGAUAGCGUUACAGGAGACGGCAGAAAAGUAAAUUAAUUCUAGAAAAUCUGCACAUUUAUUUUGAGCCUGGAAGUAAAAUAGUCGAUGUUCUUUGCAGCUGACAGAAAACUUAAAGAACAUCGACCUGAAACACGCUGGACGGAACUUUAAUCCCGUUGCGACCUCAGAGAUGUUUUCCAGUUGGCGUUAAGUCAGUAACAUCAUGUGACAUCAUGUUCACUGGAACCCAUAUUCCUGUUUAAUGUUAAUAAUACACGAAAUAACUAAAAUGCUUUGAACUCAUUGUGUUGUAUUAACAUUACACAGAAAUAUUGGUUCCAGUGAGUUAAUGUCACAUAUUGUUACUGACUUAAAGCUGCAGUAUUUACUUUUAUACAAAUAUUUCCUGACAGAAAUACACGAGACAGACAAUCUGUUAAAAUAUCAGGAUCCUCUGGCUCGUACUUGCGCUCCUUGACGGCAUUUACAAGGGUCCACCGGGCCCGAACGCAAACAACCAAUUCGAGCUGGAAGAGCCAGAAAGAGGCUUUCUAUCUUUCUCUGCUCUGAUUGGUUGUUUUUGUUCGGGCCUGGUGGAUUCUUAUAGAUGCCGUUAGGAGCACCAGGAAGAGCCAGAGGGACCAGAUCCGUUCACAGAUUAUCUGUCUCAUGUUCUGUCAGGAUGAAGUGAAAGUUUCAGCAAAUAAAAGUAAAAGUUAUUUAUAUAAACGUAACCUGCUGCAGCUUUAACCAGAACGUUCCUACAGUCAGCCAUAUUGCAAAGUGAAGCUGUUAGCAUCCAGCCGCUUCCUGGCUAACAUUGCCGUUCGAUAGCGUUACAGGAUACGGCAGAAAAGUAAAUUAAUUCUAAAAUAUCUGCACAUUUAUUUUGAGCCUGGAAGUAAAAUAGUCGAUGUUCUUUGCAGCCAACAGAAAACUUAAAGAACAUCGACCUGAAACACGCUGGACAGAACUUUAAUCCCGUUGCGACCUCAGAGAUGUUUUCCGGUUGGCGUUAAGUCAGUAACAUCAUGUGACAUCAUGCUCACUGGAACCCAUAUUCCUGUUUAAUGUUAAUAAUACACGAAAUAACUAAAAUGCUUUGAACUCAUUGUGUUGUAUUAACAUUACACAGAAAUAUUGGUUCCAGUGAGUUAAUGUCACAUAUUGUUACUGACUUAAAGCUGCAGUAUUUACUUUUAUACAAAUAUUUCCUGACAGAAAUACACGAGACAGAUAAUCUGUUAAAAUAUCAGGAUCCUCUGGCUCGUACUUGCGCUCCUUGACGGUAUUUACAAGGGUCCACCGGGCCCAAACGCAAAUAACCAAUCCGAGCUGAGAGAUUCAAAAAGAGGCUUUGGGUUGGUGGAGUGAUGAUAGAUUGUUUAGAGUUUCAUUCACAGGGUAUCAAAGCAUCUGUAUUUGACUCCCUGAGAAUGAGACUCAGCAAUCACUCAUCAUCAAACCUCCAAGCAAAGCGUCUUUCUAUCUUUCUCUGCUCUGAUUGGUUGUUUUUGUUCGGGCCCGGUGGAUUCUUAUAGAUGCCGUUAGGAGCACCAGGAAGAGCCAGAGGGACCAGAUCCGUUCACAAAUGAUCUGUCUCAUGUUCUGUCAGGAUGAAGGAAAAGUUUCAGCAAAUAAAUGUAAAAGUUAUUUAUAUAAAAGUUACCUGCUGCAGCUUUAACCAGAACGUUUCUACAGUCGGGUGACAAGACAAUACGAUAAUGUUACAUUAAAAGCUUUAUUACAUCCAGUUUUACUGUCAGGCUUAAAUAAACGUGUCCAAGAUGUUUCAGAAUUAAUUUACAGCUUUCACAUCGUAUCGUGUAACGAUAUCAAACAGUAAUGUUUACACCCGUGUAUGACACGUAUCACGAUACAGUUACAAUUAAAUAUAUUUCAAUUUAAGAAUAAUACAAUUUUAGAAAUAUUUGUAGUAUGAAGAACACACCAUCAUCUGCAUAACACCUAACAUCAUAACCUUUGAGGGUUUAACCACAAUGUGCUUUUUAAAUCUGACACAAUAUCACACAACAACAUCAACAUCUAAUGGAUCUGUUGUUUUAUUUGAAAUAUGGCCUCGAUGUCCCGGCAGAUCCGUUGGGAAACUGUGAAAUUAUGAUUUUGUCAGAUUUUUUCUGUUUACACGACUCACAACCUGAAACACGGCAAAUAGAAAAUGUCGGACGUGUGAAUACAUUGAACUGUCAGACGAUGCGUCGGGGCGUCAAACAACACAAAUAACAUUUAAAUUAUAAAAUAAGAAAAUUUCUAAAUGUUAUUUGUAACGUGUGUUAUGACCCCGAUAACUCAGUCUGUGUAUAAAGUUGUUCUUUACAAGUGUUGCUGGAGUUACAACCUCCUGAGACGUAGAUCAGCACAUUAAUAAAACUAUUUCCAAUGAAUAUGAAGCUGGAGUCGUUAGCCUAACUUAGCACUGGCAGACUGGAAGCAGAGGGAAACAGUUACACCGGCUCUGUCUGAUGUUCAGCCAUUUAAUUAACAUUUAUAACAUAUUAUGGCCCAUAUUUAAUCAUACCAGUAUUUUUAUUUAGGAUGGAUUUGUAAUAAAUAAGAAAACAUAAGAGUUGGAGAGUGUGGAGACGUCAAAGCUUAAAAAUGGGAACAAAUUGUGUUUUUUUAAUCUGAUAUUUGAAAGAAAAAGACAAUAACAACACAACAACUUGCCAGCAUGUAAAUUGUGAGUGUGGACAGUGACUGAAGUGUGUUUUUAUGGAAAUUAAAGUCAGAAACUGUAGUUUUCAUCAAGUUUUGCACAAAAUUGAAAUACUUUAGACACAAUUCAGUGACCUCAUUUUAUAUAUAUUGUUUAUUUACUGACUUUUAUUCAACACACAAAUUCUAAAAAUGAAUAUGAAAUAAUUAUUCUUCAAUAAUUCAAAUGAUACAUAAACAUGAGAAGAAUACACCCAAUGUGACAUAGUGGAUUAACAAUAAUUGUAUUUACUUUACAAAUGUACCUAAAAUACAAUAAAGUAAAGAAAAAGUAAGAAUAUGGACAAAAGAGCUGAUUAAAAGUUCUGGUUGUAUUAAUAUAAUGUUAUUUACUCCGUGAUAAACACAUUGUUUUCCGUCUCUCCAACAUCAUUGUCUUUGAUAUCAAAAGCUGAAUAUUAAUUAAAUUUAAUGAUAGCUGGUUUGGAUUGUUAACUGUGUAAAUAUAAAGCUUCAGGUUUAUAUAGGUCUACGCUUACUUUCCAUUCUAACCAAAGUAGUAUUUUCACAUAUUUUAACCCAUUAAAAACAAAUAACAUUCAAAUAAUUCUGGUAUAUUUCAUGUUCAUACAAAUCAAUCUGAUCAAUAUAUUGUGUGGUUAUCGGGCUUUUGCUGUGCUGUGAUCUUCUGUAGCAAUCAGUAUUUAAUUCAUUUUGUUUAUUGUUUAUCUGUGUAAUGUAAAGUUUGGUUUCUAUUUACACCUGAAAUAAAAUAAAGACAUAAAAAUAAAAGAAAGCAAACACAA